This is a messenger RNA of Mytilinidion resinicola, 855 nucleotides long. RefSeq lists its product as uncharacterized. Gene Ontology annotation, cellular component: RNA polymerase II, core complex. The record is from RefSeq and is a predicted model, not a curated record. Gene Ontology annotation, molecular function: DNA-directed RNA polymerase activity. The transcript has 2 exons. Gene Ontology annotation, biological process: transcription initiation at RNA polymerase II promoter; transcription-coupled nucleotide-excision repair; maintenance of transcriptional fidelity during transcription elongation by RNA polymerase II. The coding region runs from base 333 to 815 and encodes 160 amino acids. Lineage: Eukaryota; Fungi; Ascomycota; Dothideomycetes; Mytilinidiales; Mytilinidiaceae.
AUGAGUCAGCGUAUCGUACGGAACGUUAAGCUGCUUGCGGCACUAGCGCCUGCUGCCCUGGAAGUCACCUGGAGAUCGGCUCGCCUUCUUCAAAAGCCGUCCUGCUUCUCCUGCUUCUCCUGCUUCCCCUGCUUCCCCUGCUUCCCCUGCUUCUCCUGCUUCUCCUGCUCCUCUUGCCUCUUGUGAAUUCCUCCACCCCCAAUCUCCAGCACCCGCAGUCCAGAAAGUCUCAUACACAGAUCCCGUGCUGCAAGCUGUCACCACCAAGACAACCCCCAAACCCCAAACCCACCGCCCAAGCACACAACCUCCAACCCGGCCGUCACCGAACCAUGGCCGCGUCCCCAGCUGCCUCUGACAUGGGCGCAGAAGCCUCCAAGAAGAUCCUCUUCCGCUUCUGCUCCGAAUGCUCGAACCUCCUCUUCCCCAAGGAAGACAAGGAGAACAACCGCCUGCUCUUCGCCUGCCGCACCUGCUCUUUCACCGAACCCGCCCCCUCCGCCUGCGUUAUGCGCCACGAGAUUGCCUCGACGGUCGGCGACACCGCCGGCAUCACCCAGGACGUCGGCCAGGACCCAACGGUUGGUCUCUCCGAAUCUCUUUCCGACGCCUCUCUUUCCGACACCAUCCCUGGCUUUUGCACAAUGUGUGGACAGGAGAUAUUCUGCGAAAUAUGUGGGCAAGAGUCGGACGGAGGCUUCUACAUGGAAGCUGAUGACUGCGACGACUCCAUGUCCAUGUCCAUGACCGAGAACAACCAGCAGUCUGCGUCUACCUCUAAACAAGAGGGUGACAAGCACUCUUCAAAGUCUUGAGCUCGCUUGCACGUUCGUUCGUUCGUUGCUUGUUUUGCUC